UUUAGUCAUAAAUCAUUCAAUAUGUCAGUUCAGUCAGUUUUACAAAUGUCGGAUCGGUGCUUGUGUACAAUAUCUGGCUUGUUUAUUUUUUGAUUUUCACAAAAUUAAACAUUGCCAAGAUAAAUGAGACUCUCUUUUAGUUUGAUGUCCUGAUUGUUAUUUAUUGCCCUGUUGUUUUCGGGGCAGCAUGCGCGAGGCAUGUCAUUGAAGAAAGUUUAAUUUUUACGAAGCUUUGAAAAUGUGAUUGUUAUUCGUUUUUGGCUUAGUGCCAUAGUUUUAAACAGUUUUAUGGGAAGCCAGCAAGAUGCAUCGAUAUUUGGUUGUGGUAGUGCUUCUGUUUUUCGAUGGAGCGCUAGGUUAUUGUCCGUCGCUAUGCACCUGUAAGGGGAACAAAUCACUGGAGGGGUCAACAUCCGAACUUCAACCUGAAGAACCCCUCAGAUUAAAAUGUGGCGGGACUCCUGCUCAAAUUACCGAGCUCAAGGAAAUAGAUCUUAGCAAAUUAUGGAACCUUGUUGUCAGUUUGAAUCUGUCUGGAAAUGCUAUAUCAACUUUAUCAAGGGAGCUCCAUUUACCAAAUCUACAGAAAUUGGACCUCAGUAGAAAUCAAAUAAACCUUGUAGAGUCGGAUGCUUUCUACAACAUGACUUCUCUGCAGCGGCUGGACUUGUCCUACAACCAGAUAAGCAAUAUCUACAAAGAAAUGUUCAAAGGCCUCAUCAACUUGGAGCGGCUCAUUUUGACACAGAAUCUCAUAUCAACACUAUCUUCUGGCACUUUUGACUAUCUUGUUGGAUUGAAGCAGUUAGACAUAACCGAAAAUCCACUUAUAUGUGAUUGUGAAUUGUUAUGGGUGGGAGAUUGGUCCAGAAAUACAAGUGUAAAACUCGCUGGCAACCCUAAAUGCAGGUCACCUGAGAACAUGGUCAACAAAACUGUUCGUAAACUGAAGAUUUUUUUAGAUCUAUCCGCAUGUGGUAGUGUGUUACCAUCCAGUACUUUAAUGGUGAAACCUAUCCAUGAUCAAGUUGUAUUCGAAGGAGACACUUUAAUGUUAACUUGUAAUGCACCAUUCGCAUCAGUGUUAGCUAAAUAUGAAUUAAAAUGGGUACAUCCUAUGCUGGAAACCUGCGAUGUUAAUGUAACUAAUACUGAAAUGCAAGAAGAGGGUAUAGCGGAGACAUCUGUCUUCUUUCCCAACAUAACAAACCAUCACAUGGGUAAUUGGACUUGUUUAUACAGCGAUCAGAAUAGAAUAAAACAUAAUCAUACAGUCCAAGUACUAGUAUUGUCGAACAGUACUCAAUAUUGUGAGACGAAUCAUACAGUAACCAAUAAAGGCCUGUACUCGUGGCCUCAGCUUUUACUAAACCAUACUGCGGUGGUGCCAUGCCGCAGUGGUGAGGGGUCUGCAUAUAGGCAAUGCUUCUCGAAUGCCACAUGGGGUCCGGUGAACACAACAGAAUGCUCCUACAUCAGUAAUGUAACAAAGUUACUCCAACAGUUUGCAUUACUAAACGUCAGCCUUGUUCAGUAUUCAGCACUGAACGCUACAGAGAGGUUAGCAAUGCUGAUACAAGAGAAAACUUAUCCCUUAGCAGAGAUUAAUGAUCCAGACGAUGUUAUGUUUAUAGCUCAGGCUGUUCGGAAUUAUAUGCAGUACAUGGUGGAGGAACGGGAUUUAGGUGCAUCAUUAUUAGAUGUAAUCAGUUCUGCGAUGAACAUAACACCGUCAGUGAUGACCAAAGCGGAGACUCUGUAUGGUGCGUGUACAGACAUGCUGCGAGCUGUAGAGGAGAUCUCUGCCUAUACCAACAAUGUACAGGGACAUAAGGUGAAGUUGGCAGUGGAGAGGUUCGCGGUGCGCGAGGGUUUCAGCGGCGUGACGUGCGUGUGGUACAGCGCACACCCCGCGGAGCCCGCGCGCCCCGCGCACGCCCCGCGCCUGCACUGCUCCACCACCAACCGCACGGUGGCGCCGCUGCUCACCGUCAGCGACGCGCUCAUACACGCCAGCGUGCAGAUCCCCCAGUCUCUGGUGUACAGCAGCGUGUCCGGGGGGCUGGGCGAGCUGGUGGUGGCUCUGUACGAGGACGCGGCGCUGCUCACCCGCAACACCCGCAGCGGGGAGACCACCGUCUAG
This is a messenger RNA of Papilio polytes (common Mormon), 2143 nucleotides long. RefSeq names its product adhesion G protein-coupled receptor A3 (gene Remo). Gene Ontology annotation, biological process: cell surface receptor signaling pathway. Bases 305 to 2143 code for a protein of 612 amino acids. The transcript has 8 exons. Gene Ontology annotation, molecular function: G protein-coupled receptor activity; protein binding. The record is from RefSeq and is a predicted model, not a curated record. Lineage: Eukaryota; Metazoa; Arthropoda; Insecta; Lepidoptera; Papilionidae. Gene Ontology annotation, cellular component: plasma membrane.